GAGUACAUGCCAUAUUCGCCGUCACCUGUUGCAUUUGGGAGUGAGAUUAUCAUUGUAUAAAGACUGCGAGAUCCAGCGUGAUACUUGCACCACAUUACCGUACAUUACUUUCUCCAGACACGAAGCACUGGAAAAUCCUACCAAACACGAUCCAUCAUGGCCUCUACACCUUCCACGAGUGACCUGAGAAAAAGCAUCGAGACCACAGCACGAGCCUUCCUGUCAGCCUUCGAAGAAGGAGGAGCUCGCAACGACGCCUCCAUCAUCAACCGCGACGUUACAGCAGACUGCACCCGCCAUCUGAUUCCAGCAUCCAUACCUCAGGCGUUCGGUCUACCAACAGACUUCUCCUUCAACACGACAAGCUUUCAAGAGGCCUAUGCCAAGGACAUUAAAGUGCUGAGUUUCAAGAACAAUAUAAUGUCGAAUCUGGUAAUCGAUACUGAAGCCCGUCGGGCUGCAUUCACGUCUUGCGCUGAGGUGGAGCCUCAUGAGGGAGAGAAGUACACCGUCGAGCAGGCUUGGGUUCUGUACUUGACAGAGGAUGGAUCCAAGAUCAAGAAAGUGAUUGAGUUUUGCGACAAGGACGCGAUUUUGAGAAUGGCAAAUGCUAGUGCCUGAUCAUAGAUAGGAGGAUAUGGGUGGAUGUGGAGGCAGUAAUUAUACUCAAACGUCCUCUCCAAGCGGGUAGCCAAAAUGCAUCCUCUCGUCUGAAUUCUUGGCAAUGGUAU
This is a messenger RNA of Aureobasidium pullulans EXF-150, 731 nucleotides long. RefSeq lists its product as uncharacterized. The record is from RefSeq and is a predicted model, not a curated record. Lineage: Eukaryota; Fungi; Ascomycota; Dothideomycetes; Dothideales; Saccotheciaceae. Bases 157 to 621 code for a protein of 154 amino acids. The transcript has a single exon.